GUACAUUUCGGCUCUGAGAGAGUACAGUCAACGAGAGAAAAGAAAGCAAAGCAAAAGCAGAAGGAAAAAAUGAAUGGAGUUUUGGAGCACAUUUCCUUGAUUUGCAAGCUCUCUCAGUACCACUCACUGAAGCCUGAACCAUGUGUUUUGCUUUGUGCUGUGGUUUGAUUCAUUUUGGUUCCUAGGAAUGGUAGAUUUGGGGUCUUCAAGCAACGCAUUUUUCGGAGAGUCAGAUUCAGGUUCUCGUGAUUACUGGUCCUGGCCCUCCUGCAAUGGGAAAAUCACCGGCAAAAUGGAUCAAAGCCGUACUGUUUGGGAAGAAGACUUCCAAAUCUAAUAUUUCAAAGGGAAGAGAGAAAAUUACCGGUGAGAAAGAGGUCUUAGUUCCUGCCAAGAUAUCGGAAGGAAAUGUGGCUUUGGAUCCUCCUGUGGCUUCACAUCCGACCCCUCAUACAAUUGGUAGAGAUGAAGGGAAGUUAGAAUCGGAGAACAAGGAAGCUGCAAAUACAUCACACUAUGAAGGGAAAAGUUUGCCAGGGAAUCAAGAGAACGAGGCACCGGGAUCCACACCCCAAGAUGCACCAUAUGAUCCCGAGAAAAUUAGGAAGGAGCAUGCUGCGACGAAGGCACAGGCUGCUUUUAGGGGUUAUUUGGCUCGCCGUGCGUUUCGGGCCCUCAAAGGCAUAAUAAGGUUGCAGGCACUUAUUCGUGGGCACUUGGUUAGGAGGCAAGCUGUUGCUUCUUUGUGCUGUAUGCUGGGAAUCAUAAAGUUUCAGGCACUUGUUCGUGGGAGAAGGGUCAGACAUUCUGAUCUUGGACUUGAAGUGCAUAAAAAAUGCAGUCCGGUGCCUCUGGAGAACAAGUCCGGGGUUCCUGUUGGAGUUUAUUUGUAUAUACAAAUUGCAAAGUUGUCCGCAAAUGCCUUUGUUCGUAAGCUCCUUGCGCCAUCACCAACUGUAAUGCCUCUGCGCCUUCGUUAUGAUUCUUGGGAACCAAAUUCAGUGUCAAACUGGUUGGAACUCUGGUCAUCAUCCUGCUUUUGGAGACCUAUUCCACAACCAAAGAAAAUGCCAGACUCAAAAUCUCAAAGAAAGCAGGUUAAUGGACAAACUGUAGAAGCUCAAAUAGGCAGGCCAAAACGUAGCACCUGGAGGCUCCCUGCUGCAAAUGUUGGUGGUGCCUCAGUGCCAGCAACCUUUGAACCUGAGAAACCCAAACGUAACCUGAAGAAAGUUUCAAACCAUUCUGUAGAUCAGGCACAGGAAAAUCCAAAACAUGAGCUUGAAAAGGUCAAACGUAAUUUGAGAAAGGUACAUAAUCCUGUAGUAGAGAACUCUGUCCAGCUAGAGGUCGAAACUGAGAAACCAAAGCAGAGUAUGGAAAAGGCAUUGACCAAUUCAAGUCCUGAUGUUUUAGAACGAGGAAUGAGUAGUUCUGGUGAGAAAAUGAAAAAAGAGGCAACCUUGACUACAUAUAAAUUGCCUGAUGUAGAAACACCUCCUGAACCAUUGGCAAUGAAAGAGGUGUCCGAUUUACCACAUGGUGAUCAAGCUACAGUGGAUUCAAAGCCUUUAACAGAGUGCAGUGGUAAAGAUAGAAAAAUUCCUGAUGACGAAGCAGCGGCAGAGUUAAAUGUUUUAAUAGAGAGUGGUGUUAAAGAUGAGAGCAUUUUCAUAACAAAUGGAGAGUUGAGCCAAAAGGAAGAUUCGAUAAGCAAUGAGAACCCGAAAUCCGGCCGGAAAGCUUCUAUUGCAGCAAAACAAGAACGCACAGAGAAUGCGUCACAGAGCAGUCCAACAUUGCCAAGCUAUAUGGCAGCAACUCAAUCUGCAAAGGCAAAGCUGAGAGUUCAGGGCUCCCCAAGGUUUGGACAAGAUGGGGUUGAGAAAAAUAACAACACACGACGACAUUCUCUGCCAUCUUCAACUAAUGGUAAAAUCAGUUCACAGUCACCAAGGACACAGAGACUGGUGCAAACUGGUGGCAAAGGGGGGAAUAAAAGUGAUAGAUCUCUCUUGUCUUCUAGAGAUGGGAAUGCGAAGGUAACCCAAGCAGAGUGGAAAAGGUAAUUUGCAAGCGAAAUGGGAUCUUCAGGAGUUUAACAUAAGGAUGCGAAAAUUGAUGUGGAGUUUUUGAUUGAUGUGUUUGUGUUGCAAGUGCUCUGAAACUGUAACUUGGACUGUAGUUGGAGGGAUGUGUUGGCCAAAGAGCCUUUACUGAUUUUUCCUGUAUUUGGGGUGGUUGUGAGUUUAUGUACAUCAUAGAGGUUUGAAAGUUUAUCAUGUCAUACUUAAAAAUCUGAACUGUGGUUGGUUUUGACAA
This is a messenger RNA of Alnus glutinosa, 2322 nucleotides long. Its product is annotated as protein IQ-DOMAIN 31. The coding region runs from base 273 to 2069 and encodes 598 amino acids. The transcript has 8 exons. The record is from RefSeq and is a predicted model, not a curated record. Gene Ontology annotation, molecular function: protein binding. Lineage: Eukaryota; Viridiplantae; Streptophyta; Magnoliopsida; Fagales; Betulaceae.